This is a messenger RNA of Cynoglossus semilaevis (tongue sole), 1587 nucleotides long. RefSeq names its product PRP18 pre-mRNA processing factor 18 homolog (yeast) (gene prpf18). Gene Ontology annotation, cellular component: U5 snRNP; U4/U6 x U5 tri-snRNP complex; U2-type post-spliceosomal complex. Bases 139 to 1167 code for a protein of 342 amino acids. The transcript is spliced from 10 exons. Lineage: Eukaryota; Metazoa; Chordata; Actinopteri; Pleuronectiformes; Cynoglossidae. The record is from RefSeq and is a predicted model, not a curated record. Gene Ontology annotation, biological process: generation of catalytic spliceosome for second transesterification step; RNA splicing.
GCAUUUUCCGGCUGAACUGUGAAAACUUCCGGAUCGAAACUCGGACUCGCAGCCACAAACUGGUUCCAGCGCAUGUACUAAUCUUGUAUAAACGGAUAUUAUAUUAGUUUUAGUUACGAAAAACGAACAUAAGUGUUUAUGAUGGAUAUUCUUAAAGCUGAAAUAGCCAGAAAAAGAAAACACAUUGAAGAAAAACAGCUCGUGGACGACAACAAAAAAUUCUUCAAGAGAUCAGAGCUUGCUCGCAUGGAACAAGAGGACUACUUUAAAAGAUGUGGCUAUAAGACUGAUAACACCGACGAAGAUGAUUCGUCCACCUCGGCUAAUCCAGUAUUGGAAAUGGAACUAACAGAAGAAAAACUGCCAAUGACUCUGUCACGACAGGAGGUGGUUCGACGUCUUAGAGAAAGAGGUGAACCAAUUCGACUGUUUGGAGAAUCUGAUUAUGAUGCCUUUCAGAGGCUAAGAAAAAUUGAAAUUCUGACCCCUGAAGUAAACAAGGGUUUGAGGAAUGACCUCAAAGCAGCCAUGGACAAGAUUGACCAGCAGUAUCUGAAUGAAAUUGUCGGAGGUACUGAACCAGGAGAGGUGGACACACAGCACGACUUGAAAGUACAUGAAGAGAACACAACUAUAGAAGAACUGGUGGUUCUGGGUGAAACUUUGGGAAGAGGAGAUGAUAAUGGAGACCAGGAUGUUAUCGACAAAGUUUUGAGGUUUCUUCUUGGUGUUUGGGCCAAGGAUCUCAACAGUCGAGAGGACCAUGUUAAGCGGAGUGUUCAGGGCAAACUGGCCAGUGCUACACACUCUCAGACAGAGUCUUAUCUCAAGCCACUUUUUAGGAAACUCAGAAAGAAGAGUUUGUCAGCCGACAUCAAAGAGUCAAUCACAGAUAUCAUCAAAUUCAUGUUGGAGAGAGAAUACGUCAAGGCAAACGAUGCCUAUCUCCAGAUGGCCAUUGGAAAUGCCCCUUGGCCCAUUGGUGUGACCAUGGUGGGUAUCCACGCCCGUACUGGACGAGAAAAGAUUUUCUCCAAACACGUAGCUCAUGUUCUCAACGAUGAAACACAAAGAAAGUAUAUUCAGGGUCUUAAGAGGCUAAUGACUAUCUGCCAGAAACAUUUCUCCACAGAUCCUUCUAAGUGUGUGGAGUACAAUGCUCUCUAAUUGUCAGGUUCAUUGAUUCACACUUCAUUGUUAACAUUUGUCAAAGCAAUUCAGUGGUGGCUUUUACUCUCACCAAAGCAGGAUCAUUAAAGAAAGUUGUCUUAAAGCACAGAUGGAUUUCACUGGGAAUCACAUGUAUUAAAUUAAAUUUUGGUGAGGUUGUACAGUCAGAAUAACGCAAGCAGGAUAUCUUGACUGAUAUUUCUGAAGAAAACUGUCUCAGUUCACACGUUAUUUUCUCACAAUGAACAUGUUUUUAUUAUGUUCGGAGGAACUUAUACAUUUUGUUUUAUUUUAUGGGCUGGAAUUAUUACCCUUUAUAUCAGCUUUUUUCAGCAUGCAUUCAAUUUGUAGAAAAAUAUCUAAUAGUGUAAGUUUUAUUACAUGGGUGAUAUUAAAGUGCUUUGUGUUAAAAAAUUA